This is a messenger RNA of Thamnophis elegans (Western terrestrial garter snake), 3742 nucleotides long. It is a transcript of the gene PLOD1, whose product is annotated as procollagen-lysine,2-oxoglutarate 5-dioxygenase 1. Gene Ontology annotation, biological process: peptidyl-lysine hydroxylation. The record is from RefSeq and is a predicted model, not a curated record. The coding region runs from base 925 to 3108 and encodes 727 amino acids. Lineage: Eukaryota; Metazoa; Chordata; Lepidosauria; Squamata; Natricidae. Gene Ontology annotation, cellular component: endoplasmic reticulum. The transcript is spliced from 19 exons. Gene Ontology annotation, molecular function: iron ion binding; procollagen-lysine 5-dioxygenase activity; L-ascorbic acid binding.
GGCUGUCCAGGCUCUUCUUUAAAAAAAACCCUCCUACAACUUCUAGUGAUAAGCCAGUUCCCAUAGUUAAUUGUCCUCACUGUUAGGAAGUUUCUCCUUAAUUCCAAGUUGCUUCUUUAUUGGGAGCAGCAGAUCCCUGAGCAGAGUGCCCCACACUUUUCCCGAGGCUUUCCUUGAAGGCAAAGGGUCUCUGAGCCUAUACAGAGUGCUCUUUGUUAGCAGACGGAGAUCUUUGAGCCCGUGCAGAGCGCUCCUUCUCCCGAGGCUUUCCUUCAAGGCAAAGGGUCUCUGAGCUUACGUAGAGAGGGCUCCUUCAUCGUCCUCAGAAGAUCUCUUGAGUGUCCCCCGUUUCAAAAGGCAGGGGAGAAAACCCCUCCUGAUUUCAGCUCUCGCCCUGCCAGCUAAAAAAACCUUGUUUUCCCAACGCUUUCUGUGGGACUCCGGUUUCCAUCAGCCCCCGGCCUGGUGGACAAACAGCCUGGGAAUUAGCAUCCAAACCUCUCUAAGGUGGGGGAAAGAAAGUGCAGGAAUUUGGUUGUGGAUUUGGACUUGGUGUGUGUGUGUGCUUUUUGCAAAGGAUAAAAUGGGGGGUGUCCCGCCUGCAGUGAUGAUUUCGUGCCCCUGUGUUUCGUUUCAUUUUUCCCCCUUCUUUCCUCUCUGCAGAGGGUGGAACGCCAGGCUCCGGAUCUCGACCCAAGAGAGAAGAAGGACGAUGGAAGGGAGCCGGGAUGGACAGACGGAAGAGAGGGGCAGAGGGAGGAGGAGGAGGCCUGCCUCCCUCCCUUCCUCCCCACACUUGGGGGGUGGGAGGCGUGUUCAUUGCGUGGCACAUCAGGAGGGGCUUCCUUCCCAAGCAGAGCCUGCAGCCUUUCCCCCAACAGCUGGCUUCGCAAAGUGGGAUUCCUUCCUCGAAGUUUCCCCACCAUGAUCUCGCCGUCCCUGCUCUUCCUUCUACUUUUCCUAACACCCCUGGAGGGUGGGAGCCACCCAGCAGAAGAUGAUAAUUUAUUGGUCUUCGCGGUGGCUACCAAGGAGACCGAAGGCUUCAAACGCUUCAGAAGUUCAGCCCAGGUUUUUAACUAUAACCUCAAGGUUCUGGGACUAGGAGAAGAAUGGCCUGAGCGAGAGGACCAGAGGACAGCAGGUGGACAGAAGGUCCGUCUUUUGAAAUCGGCUUUGGAAGCCUACGCAGAUAAAGAAGAUUUGGUGAUCCUUUUCACCGAGAGCUAUGACGUCAUCUUUGCUUCGGGGCCUGCAGAAGUCCUGAAAAAGUUCAAGCAGGCCAAGUCAAAAAUUGUCUUCUCAUCCGAGACCCUCAUCUAUCCGGACCGGAGGUUGGAGGCCAAGUAUCCGGUGGUCCAAGAAGGGAAAAGAUUCCUGGGAUCUGGAGGAUUCAUCGGUUAUGCUCCGUAUCUCAAUCAGCUUGUGGCCGACUGGCAAGGCCUGGACAGUGAGAGCGACCAGAUGUUUUAUACCAAAGCAUUCCUGGACCCUGAAAAGCGGAAGACCCUCAACAUCACUUUGGAUCAUAGGUGUCGGAUCUUCCAAAAUCUUAACGGCGCUCUAGACGAAGUGGCUCUCAAAUUCGAAAACGGCCAGGUGAGAGUGCGGAAUCUGGCGUUUGAUACCCUCCCUGUUGUGAUUCAUGGAAACGGACCCACCAAGCUGCAGCUGAAUUACCUGGGGAACUACAUCCCUCAAUCUUGGACCUUCGAGAUGGGCUGCACUGUCUGCAAAGAAGGCAUGAAGAAUUUCAGUGGCUUGAAAGAAGACUCGCUCCCUCUGACCGUGGUCGGCGUCUUUAUUGAGCAGCCCACCCCUUUCCUCGACCAGUUCUUCAGAAGGCUCCAGCUUCUCCGCUACCCGAAAAAGAAAAUCCACCUGUUCAUCCACAAUCACGAGGAACAUCACCUGUCCCAGGUGAGCUCCUUUGUGGAACAGCACGGCCAGGAAUAUCGCUCCCUGAAAGUGAUGGGGCCAGAGGAUAAUCUGGAGAACGCCGAUGCUCGCAACUUUAGCAUGAAUCUGUGCAAGCAGAACCCCGCGUGCGAAUAUUACUUCAGCCUGGAUGCCGAGGUGGUGCUCACAAACCCCGAUACCAUGCAGAUCCUGAUGGAGCAGAAUAAGUUUGUGAUUGCCCCUCUCGUGAGCCGCAUUGGGAAGCUGUGGUCGAACUUCUGGGGGGCCUUGAGUCCUGAGGGCUAUUAUGCCCGCUCAGAAGAUUAUAGGGAGAUUGUCCAGAGACGGAGGAUUGGCCUCUGGAACGUCCCAUACAUUUCUAGUGUCUACGCGAUCAAGGGCAGCGUCCUGAGGUUGCAACUCGCCCAGCUGGACCUUUUCCACAGUGGCAGACAAGAUGCCGACAUGGCUCUGUGCCAUAACAUUCGCGAGCAGGGGGUGUUCAUGUUUUUGACAAACCAGCAGCCGUUCGGGCACAUCCUAUCCUUGGAGAAUUAUCAGACGAGCCACCUGCAUAACGAUCUCUGGCAAAUCUUCAGCAACCCAGAGGACUGGAAGGAGAAAUACAUUCACCCAAACUACACGGACGCCUUAAAAGGGAAAUUGCUAGAAACGCCCUGCCCAGAUGUCUAUUGGUUCCCCCUCUUCACUGACACGGCCUGCGACGAGCUGGUUGAAGAGAUGGAGCACUUUGGCCAGUGGUCCAGGGGAGACAACAAGGACCAGAGGAUUUUAGGGGGCUAUGAGAACGUCCCAACCAUUGACAUCCACAUGAACCAAAUCAACUUCGAGCGAGAGUGGUACCGAUUUCUCCUAGAUUACAUCGCACCCAUCACGGAGAAGCUGUACCCCGGCUAUUAUACCCAGACCCAGUUUGAGCUCGCCUUCGUCGUCCGUUACAAGCCGGACGAGCAGCCGUCCCUGAUGCCGCAUCACGACGCUUCCACCUUCACCAUCAACAUCGCCUUGAAUCGCGUGGGGAUCGAUUAUGAAGGCGGGGGCUGUCGCUUCAUCCGUUACAACUGCUCCAUCCAAGCCCCCCGGAAGGGCUGGACCCUCCUGCACCCGGGCCGCCUGACGCACUACCACGAGGGCCUCCCCACCACCAAAGGAACCCGCUACAUCGCCGUCUCCUUCCUCGAUCCCUAGAGCUGCCACCAGGAAGAAAAAACCUGGGGGUGGGGGUGGGAAUUCUAUUUUUUUUCAACCCAUUUCACCCCCCCUCCCCCAUUAGCUGCACACACCCCUCCCCCAGGAAGGAGUGGGGGGGGGGCGGACUUCCAGAACAGAUCAUUUGAUUGGACACCGCCUGGUUGCAAGAGAGAUUAUCUAGAUUCAGUAGGAUCCCUUCAGGGAGUCUAGUCCCAGAGGAUUCUGCCGCCAGCCUGGCCCCCUGCUUUCCACCAGGUUAAAGUGCCUGCCUGCUUUCUCCCCGCCUCCUCGUGGGGAGAAUACCUCAGUUUCCACAUUUUUCCUCCCAAUGGAGGUGGCCAAGGCGUGUCAGAAUCACUUGUUGCCUGGAUUUUUUACGCGGCACACGGGGUUGAUCGCUACAAAAGACUUGGAAAUAGGAUCCCAGCUCCCCAAACACGACAAACCCCUCAGAAUUCAAAGAUUCCUUUAUUAGGCGUGCUGGCAGCCCCAGCAAAAUGUUCCUCUCUCAACACAGGCUAACAAGGAGAUGAAUAUUUGUCUGCCACAUUUAUUCAUCUUCACCCCCUGCCUUUUAUCCCCAGUGCUAGGGUGGGGUUUCACUAGCAGCAGUGGCUCUAACGUCCCGAGG